Molecule: messenger RNA, 3297 nt
Organism: Xenopus laevis (African clawed frog)
Lineage: Eukaryota; Metazoa; Chordata; Amphibia; Anura; Pipidae
Gene: tns4.L
Product: tensin 4 L homeolog
Exons: 13
Coding region: 245-2371 (708 amino acids)
Cellular component (GO): focal adhesion
Source: RefSeq, a predicted model, not a curated record
GGGCUCACUUUAACUCCUCGUCGCCCAACCAGCUUUGGACUAAGGAAGGAUUGUGGUUCAUUCCUGCCAAGCUGACAGUGUCCCGGCAUGAUAUGAGUUAAACUGUGGGUGUAACUCUUUAUAUACUGGCCCUGCUUGACUUCAGAGUCACAUUUUAAACAUAGCGAAUAGCCACUCAGACAGAGAAGAGCUCAGCGAAGGAGAAAGGAUCCUUCUAGGACAAGCUCAACUCACCCUUAGUAACAUGUCCCAGGUGAUACCCAACCAUGUAUUGCGAGUGGGUCAAACAGUCUGCAUGGCAUCCAAGGAUGAUGGUGGAGUGUUUCGGCAAGGUGGACACCCAAGAGGCAUCACCGUGACCAAUAAAUGCUCUUACUUCACCACAGAAAGAUAUGCUGGCCAGGGUCCAUUACAAUAUAAUGGUCACAUUUUGUCUCACCCAGGGAUCUAUAGUGGGGAAAGAAACCUGCCUUCCAAUUCCAUUCCCACAAUUGUGGGGAAUAUGAAUUAUAGCCCCCAAAGUGACCACAAAAAUCAACAGAGGAGUGGACCUGAACCUGAGGUUUACAAUGGAGAAGACCCUAUGUCUCCAUCUUUGGACAUAUCCAUAGAACAUCUGAAUCAGCUGAUUUUACAGUUGGAUCCAACAUUCCAACCCCUGACUGUCAAAGACGACCAGAUGAGAAAAAAUUCAACCUAUGAAGCCUCGCGUGUACCUGAAGCAACCAAGAAAAAAAGUUCUCCAGAGAUAAAAUGCGUUGAGGUGGAUGUGAAAAGAGCCGUGUGUCAGGAGAACAUUCAACAGACGUCAAGUCCCAUUCCAAAACAUGAGGGCCUGUUAAUAUCUCGAGGAACUACUAUGGACAACUGUACCCCCAACUUCAGUCCUAUUGUUGCUGAAAGCCGUCCAUGUGUCAGGGGUCCUCAGACAUUUCAGAGGCGCCCAUCAACUGGGUACUGCCAGCAGGCAACACAGAGCAUUCCUAUUGUAUACCAGAGGUCCUAUCAACAUGACACCAUUAUGUCCUCAUCUCUGGAGUCAGAAACCAUGCAGCACUCAAGGCCACUUUUUCGCGAUAGUGAAACCUCAAUGAUAUCCACCAGCCCUGGAUCUGACACCAGCUAUCUCUUAGGAAGCACUCAUUCUCUUCCUCAAGAUGAAUUUGAUGGCCCAAGUUUACAUGGAAGAACAUUAGAAAGUCCUUGUGGAUCUGUGGGGUCUUUUUCCAAUAUAAUGAGUCCUGGACUAAUGUCCCCUACAACUACAAUCUUCAACUCCAACUCAUGCCUGCCCAAGAUCCCCAACCAAAAGAUAUAUACUACCAAAGGAAAUGCCAACAGCUGCCCUCCAUCUGUUAACAGCUCCAGUAUGGAUAUACCAAUACUUUUGGUAAAUGGGUGCUUGGAGAGAGAAGACAGUCUAAAAAAAUCCUCAAGGACACUCCAGCGCAAAAGUUCUUCCAGUUUCAACAGACCAAACAAGACCUGCUCUGAGUCCUCCAUUCAUAACUGCACAGAUAAUUCUGCCAAAGACACUCAGCCUGGCAUGAAAUUUGUAAUGGACACGUCUAAGCAAUGGUUCAAGCCCAACAUGAAUCGGGAGCAAGCCAUUGAGUUCUUGAAGGACAAGGAACCAGGAGCUUUUAUUAUAAGAGACAGUACAUCUUACCGGGGAUCAUUUGGAUUAGCCAUGAAGGUCCCUGGGAUGACAGCUAAAACAGGAAAGGGGACAAAUGAUCUUGUAAGACAUUUCCUCAUAGAGUCCUCUGCCAAAGGCGUACACUUGAAGGGAGCAUGUGAGGAACCCCAUUUUGGGAGUCUCUCUGCUUUGGUUUAUCAGCACUCUAUCACUCCAUUAUCGUUACCCUGCAAAUUGGUUAUUUCAGACAAGGAUCAGUCAGAAGGGGACAGCAGUCCGGAUUCUCCCCAGGUGCCCACUUUGUCCGACCUGAAGACAUCAUCAUCUUGCAAUGUCCUUUACUUAAAUUCUGUUAGCACCGAGACCCUUACGGGGUCCAGCGCAGUCCAGAAAGCUGUGUCCACCACCUUUGAGAUGUCCAACCAGUCCAUGCCAACCAUUGUACACUUUAAAGCCACUGAUCAAGGAGUCACCCUGACGGAUGUACAGCGCAAAGUUUUUUUCCGUCGACACUACCCUCUGUCAACAAUCACUUUCUGCAGUGUGGACCCUGAGCUCAGAAAAUGGCAGAAACAGUGCAGAUCUUCAAGACUUUUUGGCUUUGUGGCAAAGAACCCGACAGAUGCAUCAGACAACGUGUGCCACAUUUUUGCCGAGUAUGAUGCCAUUCAGCCGGCCUCACCGCUAAUAAGCUUCUUGACAAACCUAAUUCAGCAGCAAGAAAAGGUGUAAUCGGCCCAUGGUAAUCUGCUUUUAGAUAUCAGAUAGAUGUAUAUUGAUUUCCAGCUGACGCUGAUAGCUACUGGAGAAUUCUGGUUCCUUCUGAUCAUGUCCAUCCAGCAGUUUAUCUGAAUCUCCCUAUAUGAAACUCCAUUUGGGACUGGUCUUCUUGUCGGUUAUUGGUAGAUAUCUUCUCAUGUCCGACCAACUGCAUCUGCACUAAUUAGCAUGGUAGAGUUUGUCUGCGGCACUUAUUGGCUGGGUGAAUUUCCCACGUGCACUUUACAUGGUCUUGGGCAUGGUUACAUAGAGCACUGGCCUAGGAUUAGUUAAAAUAUGGAGAGUUCAGUAGGGUCUCGAGGAAAAGUCCAACUUGUAUUAUUUCAAAUUAUAUUUUUGGCACUGACCAUUUAUUAGUGUUCCAGCAGAUGACAGCUUCUUGGGCUGCCCUGAUUUUGCACAUACUUGCGUCCAAAAAUGGAAAUUAUAUCCAUGUCUAUUCCAGCCUAAUGGAGUCAGACAGGGGAAAAACAGUCCAAUACUCCCAGAAGAGAAGGCAAUAUGGUAUAUAGAGUUAGACAGCAGAAAGAGAAUCCCAUUGGCCAGAGAAAUUAUUAUAUAUAUUAUACUAUAUAUGGCUCCCUUCCUAAUGACUAUUUUUUUUUUAUAUUUUAAAUAAAAGAGAACAGGGAAAUGAUAAAAAUCUGUUUCUCUAGUGUAAAACCUCCUAAGAGGAGAGCUACAUUAUUGCUGAUGGGACUUCUUGCAUCCAGACCCGAAAUUCUCUAUGUUAUCAUUCUCAUUCCUGUCCCUCGUGGGUAGAUAUUACUUUUUUUUAGGUUUGAUUCUUGUUUUAUAUUAACAGAUGUUUUAUUUAUAUAGAUUUUUUUUUAAUGCAAAUAAACAUUGUUUCCAAUAAAUGUUUUUUUAUAGAUAAA